This is a messenger RNA of Leishmania braziliensis MHOM/BR/75/M2904, 750 nucleotides long. RefSeq lists its product as hypothetical. The transcript has a single exon. Bases 1 to 750 code for a protein of 249 amino acids. The record is from RefSeq and is a predicted model, not a curated record. NCBI's taxonomy places the organism in Eukaryota, Euglenozoa, Kinetoplastea, Trypanosomatida, Trypanosomatidae.
AUGCUAUCGUCACCGGCGCGCCACUGCAGCAGCGGUACUGCAUCGUCGUCAUCAGCGGGCCGUGUACGAGGCACCUACAAUCAUUUCCAGCAGCAGCAGUUUCACCACCACUCCUUCUACGAGAAGGGCUCUUCGGCACCGCGUGGAAGCGAUGGAGCCGGCGCGGGUGGCAAGCAGGCACAGAGCGACGCAGCGGGCGGCAGCUGGGACAGUGACCGGUCAUCCUCGUCCACCACGGCAUCCUCACAGCAGAGGGAACAGGACGAGCACACGUAUCGCAUGGGCUCCGCCACGGCGCAGCAGCGCCGGCAGGUACGUCAGCAGUGGGAGAAGUCCUUCUUCGGUCGUUUGCACUACGAGGAAGGCAUGCACGGUCGGUUUGCCGAGGCGCUUAAGUCGGAGGAAGAGGAGGCGUUCCGACUGUCCAUCGCUGGCCAGUCAAACGCAGACUUGUUCCCCCAGUGGCCGGAGGACGAACAAGCGCCGCUGAGCGAGUUCAAGCGGCUUCGUCCAUCCCUGCAGCUACAGUAUAUCGUGAACCGGCUCAGCAGCGGCGAGCGCCGCAUCCGCUAUGCUGUCGACUUCGGCAGUCUAUUCAUGAUGGCUCAGCUGAAUCUUGGAGAGAUGAUGGUUACGGAGGCGGACACGCUGCUGCGCGAGCUGGGCUGGAUGAACGACGAGGUCGCUGCAAGGAUCGAAGAGGUUCAGGCGUUGGCUUCCAAGAUCAAGUACGACCUUGACCUCGACUAA